GUCAAUGAAUUUCUUGCCGGUGCUGGAACUGAAGCACCAGAUGUUGAUGAGAACAUUGUCUCUAGACCUUCUGGUAGUUAUGAUGACAUGUGGGCCAAGACACUUUUGGAGAGUACAGAAAUGGAGGAAGAUGAUGUCAGGUUGUUAGGUUCUUCUUCUCCUGAGUAAACAGGAUCGGUUGAAACUUCCAUAUCAUCUCACUUUGGUGGAAUGAACUAUCCUUCAUUGUUCAGUUCCCGACCAACUACUUAUGGGGCUUCACAACCAUCGGAGAGAUCAGGUGGAAGUAGGUUUAAUAAUCCUUCAUCUAUGUAUGAGUGUUAUGGUUAUCCAAUUAGAGAAGAACCUCCACCAUAUACAUCACCUGAACGCUAUGAUUCAUUUGAAAACUCCUUAGCUGGUCACGGGUCCCACAGUUUUGAGCCCCGGGGUGAUGAUCGUGUGUCUUCUGGAAACCCACAAUUCGGGACCGCAUUGUAUGAUUUUACUGCCGGUGGAGAUGAUGAGUUGAGCUUAACAACUGGAGAAGGUGUUGAGAUCGAGCAUGAAGUUGAUGGAUGGUUUUAUGAAGUACUAUAGAAGAAUGUUGAAAAUUGAGUUAUGAUCAUGCUUAUCCAAUUAU
Molecule: messenger RNA, 622 nt
Organism: Hibiscus syriacus
Lineage: Eukaryota; Viridiplantae; Streptophyta; Magnoliopsida; Malvales; Malvaceae
Exons: 5
Coding region: 211-579 (122 amino acids)
Molecular function (GO): protein binding
Source: RefSeq, a predicted model, not a curated record